Messenger RNA from Alligator sinensis (Chinese alligator), 1625 nucleotides. RefSeq names its product sclerostin domain containing 1 (gene SOSTDC1). The transcript is spliced from 2 exons. NCBI's taxonomy places the organism in Eukaryota, Metazoa, Chordata, Crocodylia, Alligatoridae. The record is from RefSeq and is a predicted model, not a curated record. Gene Ontology annotation, molecular function: BMP binding. Gene Ontology annotation, biological process: negative regulation of BMP signaling pathway; negative regulation of Wnt signaling pathway. Bases 147 to 761 code for a protein of 204 amino acids.
GAAUCAAUCCACAACUUCACACCUGAAUGAAUGCCAAGCCUCUGCGGAUAUAUAAGGGAAAACUUGAAGAGCAAACUGCAGAGUUCCUGGACAGGGGCGCGGGGAGAGCACUCCGCCAGCUCUGCUAGGCAGGGGCUGAGCCAGCCAUGCUCUCCUCUCCCGUCCGGGGCGUCCUCCUCGCCUGCAUCUUCGCCCAAACCUGCCCGGCUUUCAAGAACGAUGCCACCGAGAUCCUUUAUUCGCACGUGGGGAAACCUGUCCCGGCGAGCCCCGGCACCAACAGCACCUUGAAUCAAGCCAGGAAUGGAGGCAGGCAUUACAGUCACCCUGCAUUAGAUCGCAGCAAUCGUGUUCAAGUUGGCUGUCGGGAACUGAGAUCCACCAAGUACAUUUCAGAUGGCCAGUGUACCAGCAUAAACCCCUUGAAAGAGCUGGUAUGUGCUGGUGAAUGCCUCCCUUUGCCGUUGCUCCCCAACUGGAUUGGGGGAGGUUAUGGAACCAAGUACUGGAGCAGGAGGAGCUCGCAAGAAUGGAGGUGUGUCAAUGACAAAACUCGCACCCAGAGGAUCCAGCUCCAGUGCCAGGAUGGAAGCAUAAGAACCUACAAAAUAACUGUUGUCACAGCCUGCAAGUGCAAAAGGUACACCAGGCAGCACAAUGAGUCUAGCCACAACUUCGAGGGAGCCUCUCAGGCUAAGCCCAUCCAGCAUCACAAAGAGAGAAAAAGAGUCAGUAAAAACAGCAAGCAUAGUACAAGUUAGAAGUCAGACAUGUGCCCCCAUAAAUGAACUUGCCUGGAACUAUUCUCUUCAUUGAUAUGACUGCUUAAAAGACAAGUCUGCCAUUGCUAUGUUAUCACUUAACCACACACGCUUUUUUUUUUUUUUUUUUGCUUGACCAAACUCAGAAGGGCAUUCUGUGCAUAAGGAUUUUUCUUGGCCAUUUUUUUUGUAUGCUCAAGAUGGAGAGUACCACAAGCCUUCCAAUCCCACUCUUUGAACUGGAGGCAUGGAGGCAAAGAAUUGUUGCCAUGAACAUUCGCUUAAGUUUGGCUUUUAGAAAGGUGCUUUGUGAGUUUUCAUAAGGAGAGUUAAUUGUUGUCCAUUGCCUUCAAAUUCAUAUUUUAUAACAUUUUGACACAUUCUCUUAAUGACAGCUAGCAAUUGUUUUCAGAUUAAUUCUAAGAAAACAAGGCCUUGCAUGCUCUUGUAUAUCAGUAUACCAAAAAUUUUAAUUAUGCAUGGCAGCAUUUGAAAAGGAAAGCUGAAUAAACUAUUUAUUUGUCAAUGUAAUUAUUUAAUAAGCUUUUAUGUGUGGGGUUUUUUUUUUAAUGUUCAUCUUAUGUUUAUAGCUCUUCCAUGUAUCAAAGUAUUUUCCUAUGAUUUGUGGCUGGAUUAGGAUAUACCACACAUUUUGUAGAUAAUGUAAAAUAGAUGUUUUAGUAUUCUUGGUACACUUGGACAUCAACAGUUUUGGAUGUUAUUUUGCAAGUAACUUGAAAAAAUGCCUUGUACAUGCUAUACUCUGUAUUAUUUUUGUUUAAAGUGUGCAAUCAAAUGAAAGUUAUGACUUCCUUUCAAAUGUGUGGGGUUUUUUGUAUAAAAAUAAACAGUGCUAAAAAGAUG